AUGUUUUCCCUCCCAUCGAAUUUCGACUGGGGCACCGCAUCGUGGUGUUGUCGCGUCACCAGACUAAGCAAUGGCGACAAAAGGCGAGAUACAAAGGUGGGCCAGAAUGUGAACAUCAUUGAGAAAGAGCUAAACCAUUUGCUCUCCGCACUCACUUUUCAGAACAUGCUUCGCGUCGUUAAAACAUGGAUGGAUGAAUACGAUAAAUAUUAUUAUAUUCGAGAACCGUCGGCUAAACACCGCUCUCCCGGUGAUAUCUCUUCUCAACUUGAACUCAGGAAGAGGCUCAACUGCAAGUCAUUUAAAUGGUACAGGAAAAUUAGAAUCUUUAAUCUGAUUCUUACACGAAAGUUGCUGUAG
Molecule: messenger RNA, 360 nt
Organism: Gongylonema pulchrum
Lineage: Eukaryota; Metazoa; Nematoda; Chromadorea; Rhabditida; Gongylonematidae
Source: the annotation of a GenBank genome assembly